AUACAUACAUAAAGAUCAUUCAAAACGAGAUAUUGUUGGUUGUCGACGUUGCCAAUAAUUUUUUUGUUUUGUUUGAUAUAUAUAUACUAUUCUUGUUAUCAUAUUGUUCGUCAAAACAAUACAAAAUACGUUAUAUACAUGUUUAAAAAGUACAAUAUCCGAACCAAAAAAAGCGAGAAAAAAUUGUUUGUUGUUGUUAUUUUUCUUGGUUUUAUUCGCAAAACAAGUGAGCUUCAAUAAAGAAAAACUGAAAGCUUUACCACAUAGCAUAGAUUUUUUUGCGAAUUUCAACAAAUCGAAGCUGUGACUAAACCGAACCUGCUCAAUACUGUUUUUUAAUACUAGGAAAUGUUGAAAUAUUUUUAAACAUCAACAAAAAAAUUCAUAAAUAAAAUCAACAACUUCGUGUCUGUGGCUUUUUGGCUCUCUAUCCAACAUCGUUUGAACAUAACAUUUGAUACAAGAUGAAUUUCAUAGGUGCCGUUGGUGGUGGUGAUGAUGAUGGUGGUGAGGACAACAAAGAAAAGGCAGAAGAAGAGGAACGAGAACGUCUCGAAGCCAUUCGUGAGGCUGAAGAACGACGAAAGGAAAAACAUAGAAAAAUGGAAGAAGAACGAGAAAAGAUGCGCCAAGACAUCCGAGAUAAGUACAACAUAAAGAAGAAGGAGGAACAAGUAGAACAGCAACCUCAAGAAGAGCCGAAUCCACUGAUGCGAAAGAAAAAAACACCUGAAGAGCUUGCGGCUGAAGCGGAACAAGAGGAUCUAGAUGACUUCACAAAAUUGAAGAACACAAUAGAGAGUCAAGUAAAUGAAAUAAAAACGCAGCUGGAGAGCAAAUGCGUAUUGCAGUGAUAAGGUAACUUGUGAAAGACCGACAGACAGAGAAAACUGAAAUCGUGCACAUAAAUUACCUACUGAAUUAUUUGAACGCUUAACGAUGCAAAUGGAUGGCUACCCUCGAAACAAAUAAGAAGGAAAAAAUACACACAUUUUGGCCAUGAACGAUUGGACGAAGAACAAAAAUUCUACAAAAGACAUUGCCACCCCAUACUCACAUAAACACCCCACAUUCACCAAAUGCAAAGCAAAAAAAUAAUAAAGAAGCAAAAUCGUUUGAAGAGAGAGAAAAAAACUAACUACUCACAAACACACACACACACACAAACAUAUACUCAACAACAAAAAAAGUAAAUAAAUAGUCUUUAUCUAUCAUACAUUCACAAGACAAAAGAAGAAAAAAAACACAUGCAUCCACAGUAAUAUUGUUAUUGUUAUUACUUAUUAUUAUCAUUAAAACUAAUUCAAUAUAUACAACAACAUGAAACUAAAGAAAAAAAAUCAAUAUUAGUGCUAGCGUUUAAGAAACAAACAAAAACAAGAAGAAGAAGAAGAGGAGAAAGAAACAAAUAUAAAAGUAAGAUUUACUAGCAAAGAUAUUUACUGAAUGAAAUGUUGCAUGACGCAUGACAUUUGUGGAAAAAUCUAAAUACAAAAUGAAAAAAAAAUUAAUUAAAGCAAGUUAAAAAAUUGUUGAAACCAAGUGUCAUGGUCAUGUUGUUGUUAUUUUUGCAAAUUACAAGACAAAAACUAAAACUAAAAAUAUUAAUAAAAAAAUUGAACAUAAGAUCUUCAAAUGAAAAACUAAUAUAGAGGUAAAAACACACCCAUAAAAAUUCCUUUGUUUGUUUUUCAGUUUUUAUUGAAAAAAAAAAAAAAUAAUAAUAAUAUGAAUUAAUCGAUUGAGAUAUAGCAUGAAGUCGCAUUGUAAUUUCCAUUCGUUAGAUUUUUGUUUGCAUAAAAUUGUUACACUUGAAGCAGUCCCAGAUCGUGUGAGACGCCAAUUCUUUGUCGUGCGCAUUUAUCGUUUCCUUUGUAUAUAUAAUAUAUGAAUUUAAAAAAAGAGACAAAAACAAAUGAAGAAAACAUGACAAAAAAGGAAUAAAAGUAGUUGUUUUUUGUAAUUAUUUAUUUUGCUAAAAUACCAAUUUAAAAGCUAAAAAUAUAAAGAUGUGGUAAGGAAUAAAAAAAAUACCAUCCGAAGGGAAUGUAAAUAAAGUGAAUCAAAUUGUUACUAGGUGAAAACAAAUAACGGCGCUUAGGUUCGAGAGCGAUGAAUCAUUUUUAAUUUUCUCUCAUUUUCGUUCGUUUUUUGAUCUUGUUUUUUGUGUUCAUUUCUGUUUUACAAUUUUAAAUGGAAACAGACAUUUCCAAGGAGCAAAUAACAGAGAUUUGUUUAAACAAUUUUAUUUUUUGGUGGUGUGCUUCAACAAAAAAAAAAUAUAAUCGAUGAAUAGAAGCGUGAAAUAAGAAAGAGUAAGAAAAAAGACAAUGAAAAAGAGACACGAGAAAACUGAACUUAACGAACUAACAUAUGAAUAGUAAAUACGGAGCAAUGCUAAAUAGACUGGAUGGAAAUCGAAACGAAAAUGAAAUGAAAAUGGAAAAUAGCAAAGAGUAGAAAACAUUGAGCAAAAAGAAAAAGAACUCACAAACAAACGUUGCUUUUAAUCGAAUAUAUCGAUCUGGGUAUAUUUAAUAAGCAAAGUAAAAAAAAGAAACUUAAGAUUCGGUAGAAUUUGAAUAAUUCGGAUUGUUCCUAAAACUUGCGAGUAAAGAUCUUUUGCAUAAUUUGUUUAAUCUUUUUUUGCGAUAGCAGCUCGGCUCAAAGCAAAUAAUAUAGCUGAUUUUUUUUAUUAACCGAGAUGGAAUAUGAGAGUUUGGUCUUUGAAAAGACCAUUUUGUUGAUGGAAUAUUUUAAAUUGAAUGAUUCGUCAUUUUGGUUCGUUAUUAUAAAGUGGAUGUACAUUGUACACAGUAACAAGCUCAUACAACGCGAUACAAUUGUCACUCACACAACGCUGGAAAAUGCAUUUUUAUGUAUUAAACGGCCGACUGAAAUGAUAUGGCCAUGGACUGCGUGCGAUGAUUACAAUGGCCGAUGAUUUGCAGGCAAAAUAAAGCAAUGAUUCAUGACACUUUAGUACGGCAUCACUCUUAAGCAAACCAAUUUGUUAACUGCCGAUGCAUUUCCAAUGAGUCAUUUUCAUUUGGUCCAUUGGACAAAUUCAUUCACACACACAAGAAAAACAAAAAUAAAACUAAAUAUUUGUGUCACUGUGCCCAAGCUCUGUCCAAUGAUAUUUCCACAUUUUCAAUCCAAACAAUGUCCAUAGCAUGAACUGAUAGAAUGCAUUUUAUUCCGAUGAGAAAUGACGAAGAAUAAAUAAACACACAAAAAAAAACAUGUGAAGACAUACAAUAAAAUGAGUGACUUUUAAUUUAUUUUAUAUACCUUAUGAUGAAAAGUAUCUGCUUUUAUGAAAAGCGUAUGUGAUAUUCAGAAGAAAAAAAAAUGUGUAUCUCUGAAAUAGUAAAUGACACUGACUACAAUCAAGUAAAACAAAACCAAAAAAAUAAUAUAAAGUGAAAUUAAAAUAAUAUGCAUUUAAAUUAGGAACACCAAAAAAAACGCUACCAUAUAUACAUAAAACCCACGAACACUUCUCUACCGAGUCUAAAAAUACUUUGUUUAUUUUUAUUUCAAGCUAAAUCAUGAACAGUAUACAAAAAAAUGGAAAGCACAUGAUACUGCAACCAAACUAAAAAAACACACUCACACACUCACAUUUAACAAAUGGAUAACAAACAAAGAAAAUCAAACUGAGGGAAACCAUUAAUUUAUUUUGCUAUUCUUCACUUUUUGCAUUCACUAUUCAUAAAAACUAAUUGCUAAGGAAAUUAGCAGCAGUGACAAACAAAACUGCUCACUCCAAAUGGUCAAAUGCGGCCAUUCUAGAUCUUUUUUCUCAAAACUACUCUCAUACAUCUCACAUUUCCCAUUUUCGAUGUCGGCCAUUUCGCCGUUAUAGCUUUACACAAACCAUAUUCUCAUCUAAAACAUCUAAUUCAUAUCCGGUUUAGUCUAUUUCGUUUUCAAUUCGACACUUCACAUUUAGAAGAAGAGAAAAACAAAUUGAAAAUGUACUAUGUGUUUCGUUUUAUUAUACUGUAUUCAUGCUACUACUAUUUCUACUCACAGUAAACCUAUUUUCGCCAAAAGAAAAAAAAAAGAAAAAAAAUUUCGGUCACAAUUUCUUUCCGUAGUAUCUAAUUUCCAGAGAAACAUCAAGUAGAAAAAUAUAUUUUUCUAAGCAAUAACAACUCAACUAGAGCUGUCUAUCGAAACAAAAGAAAUGAAAAGCAGAUGUGAAAACAAAUGAUAUAGAAAGUAGAAAUGAUCAUCGCACCUUGUGCACAAUUUCACAUGCUUACGUGUAAAUUACAAUUUGAAAGCAUCCAUCUGAAUGACUUUUAUUUUAACACAUAUAUUGUGUGCAUAUCUGUGACUAUCUGACGAAAAAAUAACAAAAAACCAACAACAAACAAACGAUAAAAUCAAUAGAUUAAAGCAUUUUUACUUUGUAGAAAAAUUGCAUUUUGAUUGAUUUAUCACUCAAAUCAUAAAUGUUAUCUACGAUUUUGCAACACACAAUCUCCAUUUUGAGGCGACCAACUGUAAUUUUCACAUUUAAUUGCAUUUCUUUUUGUUUUUGGUUCAAAAUAGUUUCUGAAUGUGGUUUGAUUGUGAAUAAUUACUGAAUAGCACAUAACUACAAACAUAUGUACAUUGAUUGACACACACAACCGUCAGUAAAAUAUAUUUUAGUAAAUUAUUGAUGAAAAAAGAAAGAUAAAAAUAAAAUAAAACUGAUUAGUACUGAUCAAAGCAAUAUAAUAAAACGAUCGAAAGGAUCAUGUGGACAUUAUUUUAUUUUUCUAUUUCUUAUUACUAUUUGAAGCUAGACAGUGGUCACAACAGAAAAACAAACAUACAAAUAUCUAUAGAGUCUAAUGAGUGAAGUAGCUAAAAUAAAAAAAAAAUGAUGAAAAAUGCGGAACACAAAACGAAACUAGAAUUAAAGCCAAAGAUGAUGAAUGGGAAAUUUACAAACAAAAGAAACACAAUGAGAUGAAAAAAAACGCAACUUUCAAAUUGCGAUCAGCCUAAAAAGCUUUCACACACACAUACAGACACAAACAGACAUACAGUAACUAAAGUUAGCCACUAUUUUUUAGAGGACUUUAAACUUAACUUAACAAAGAAUGAUUGAAAGUGUCAUAUUUAGAAAAAUGCAAUUUUCGAGUCAAUUCCUAACUAAAUAAUUCAGUACAUCGAGAGCAAUUUUACAUUUUAUGAACAAUCCAAAGAGAAACAAGAACAAAAACAAAUUUAAAAAACCUCACUCGUACUCAAAGCAACACAAAAUGAACAAAUAAGCUAAAGCCAAUCCAAUGUGAAGCAACAAACACAACGAAUGACUUCAGAACUAUGUGAAUUUAGAUCGUUUAACAGAAAUAUAAGAAAGGAACAAAAAACAAACGUUUGCCAAAAAUAAUAAGAAGAAAAAUGCAUUUCAUUGCGCCAAUUCUACGAAACAAACCACGUUAAGUUUGUUGAAAUCGUGAAAUCAUGACAUCAGGGAGCUUCCUGGUGAGAUCAGAUCAAUCCAUUUCUGGUCUCCCCGCUCAUGCAUAUUUUUUGUGCUAAGUUUCACGCAUAUGCACAAACUAUGUUUCAAAACUAAAAAAAAAUAUCAAAAAUAACAACAAAUAAAGGAUAAAAUCCUACGCAAACGAAACAAAAACAAAAUAAAACCAAUGAAAUAAAAAAAGGGAAAUCGCAGCACAUAUCACACACAAGAUUGUUCAUAAAAUUUACGCGCCAAGACUCGAAUACUUUUCAGAAUCACUAAACAAAUACAAUUUAUUUUUCUCUGCUCUAUCUCUCAACUCAGUUGUUGCAAUUAGGGAACGUUAAAAGUAAUCGUAUAGAGAAAUGAACAUUCUAACAAACCAACUGAAAUGAUAUACACACACAAACAAAGACAAAGACACUGUUUUAUAAAUAUUAAGCUAAAAACAAGAAGCAAACAGAAAUGGAAUGCACAUGAGUUUCUUCGAUGUUUUUCUGUUUUGACUAACACAACUAAUGGAUAGUGACUUACUUAAUAUGGAAUAUUUCAAUGCAAAACCACGAAAUGUGCAUUUUCUUUUGUUUAUUCUCUCAAAUGUUAGUUGAUGUUUUUCUUUGUGUUUUAUUCUUUCGAUUUUCAAUUUUUUUUUUCUUCACUUUGCAUAUUCUUCUUCUCUUUUUUCUCUCUCAUUCUAUUUAUGUCGUUCCCUUUAACGAAUGGGACAAUAAAUACAGACACAUAUAAACGAAAUAAUAAAAUGUAUGUCCCUUCUCCACUGUAAAUUGUUGAAAUUUUCAGGAUCACAUGUCGAUCUCGCUUUGUUAUUUUGUAGAAUUUAUUACACACAUACACACACACACAUUUGCCCACACUGGGAAAAUGUUGGAAUUAGCGGUAGCAAUAAAAUCUAAAUUUUAAAUUUAAACAUGCAAGCAUAUAUUGCUUAACUACAUAGUGAACAGGAAUACAACAAAAUAAAACACAACACAUUUUAGUAUUGUUAUAUAUCUCUCUUAAACUAUUUGAAACCAAAACACGAAACAUACAAAAAAUUAGAAGAAAAAAAAUUGUCAAAAAAAAAACACUUAUGGAAAGUUACUCAAGAUUGAUAUAGAACAAAUAAUUAUCCUCUCGCAAACUUCUUGCUCUUCUAAAUCCGGAGUUUUACACACAUAAUUGUGUUCUGUGUGAUGCUAUUUACCAUCACAUGUUGAUGAAGACUUUCCAAAACACGAAAAUGUUCUCGAAUUUAUUUUGCUUUCUCCCCUUUUUCUCUGCUUUAGUACAGUCACACCAAAUGUAGUUUAAAUUAA
Messenger RNA from Contarinia nasturtii (swede midge), 6789 nucleotides. It is a transcript of the gene cpx, whose product is annotated as complexin. Bases 465 to 854 code for a protein of 129 amino acids. Gene Ontology annotation, biological process: regulation of neurotransmitter secretion; neurotransmitter transport; synaptic vesicle exocytosis. The record is from RefSeq and is a predicted model, not a curated record. NCBI's taxonomy places the organism in Eukaryota, Metazoa, Arthropoda, Insecta, Diptera, Cecidomyiidae. Gene Ontology annotation, molecular function: syntaxin binding. Gene Ontology annotation, cellular component: terminal bouton; SNARE complex. The transcript has 4 exons.